Molecule: messenger RNA, 900 nt
Organism: Aspergillus tubingensis
Lineage: Eukaryota; Fungi; Ascomycota; Eurotiomycetes; Eurotiales; Aspergillaceae
Product: SDR family NAD(P)-dependent oxidoreductase
Exons: 3
Coding region: 1-900 (299 amino acids)
Molecular function (GO): oxidoreductase activity
Source: RefSeq, a predicted model, not a curated record
AUGAACAUUGACGGAUUCGCACUCGUGACGGGAGCAGGUAGUGGCAUUGGCCGCGACUGUGCAAUUGCCUAUGCCAUUGAAGGCGCAGCCGGUGUGGCAUUCGCCGAUCUUGAUCCCAUCGCAGCGACAGCCGCCGCCGAAGAAAGCAAAUUGCUCGCUACGAACCCCAACUACCGAGCAUUGACCAUUGAGGUUAAUGUCCGUGAUCCAGACAGUGUCCAGGAGAUGGUUGACACAGUCGUCAUGGCCUUUGGCCGCAUUGACUACUCCGUCAACAGCGCAGGGGUUGGUGUCGAGCAGCCAGCAGAGAUUUCCAAGGCGUCAGUGCGAGAGUUCGAGCGCUUCAUGGACGUCAACGUCAAAGGCACGUUACUCUGCGUCCGCGCCGUGAGCGCCCAGAUGAAGCAGCAAGAAGCUCGGCACUUCUCGUUGCGUAAGUCCACUCCCGCCCGGAGCUGUGGUCGGGGCGUGAUCAUCAAUCUGGGAUCGAGUAAUUCGUAUGUGGCGACGCCCAAUAUCGUUCAGUAUACGGCCUCUAAACAUGCGGUGAUGGGAAUUACCCGCAAUGCUGGUGCGUUCCACACGCAGUUCUUCCUCUCUUCCUCCACAUUUCAGAAGACUGACAAUGAGAAAAAUAAAUCAGCCCUGGAUUUGGCCCCAUACGGGAUCCGAGUCAAUUCGAUCUGCCCCUCGUGGGUGGAAACUCCGAUGAUCGAGCGAGCGGUGGCGGGCGAUCCGAAUUUGGCAUUUGUGAUGAGUCGAGUGGUGCCGAUGGGUCGGAUUGCGACGAAGGAGGAAGUCUCCGAUGUGCUGAUGUUCAUGAGUAGUCCGCGGGCGAGUUUCGUCACCGGGGCAGGCUGGAUGGUCGAUGGAGGGGCUACUCUGCAGCUGCAGACUUGA